AUGUGCACCAGAGAGACACUUCAAACUGCCCAAUGCAACAACCACAUCAGGAGCCCCGUCAGGGUUGAGCCUCGCAGGAACUCCAUCCCUCAAACACAGUCUGUCUCUGCAAAACACCAGCAGGCACACCUGCCCAGACCGCAGACAGAAUCUGUCCAGUUCACUUCGUACACUAACAAGGUAACAUUUCAUUGUUUAUUCUUUUAAAUGUUUUGUUUAAAAGCUUUAAUGAAGAACUUUUGGUUUAUGGCAGUUUAGACUCCGCCUGUGGACAAAGUAACCACCUUUAUCUCUUUGUUGAUUUUGUCCUGUGAAUUUUAGGUUGUGUUUUCUGACUGAAAAAUAAUAAUAAAAAAAACAACCUAUAAUGGCAUAAAGAAACAUAAUUUUUUAUAUUUGCUUUUGUAGGUCACAAACAGCCAUCUCUACUAAUGCCAGUCUUUCAAAACCAGCUAAAACUCCCCACAACAACUUUGAGUUCUCACUGUCAAAAUAAGGCAGCUGUAGUGUGGUCCUCCCAGCAUCAACCCCCCGUCUUUAGCAAAGUUCACUGCCUCUCAGCUUACCAUCAACAGACCAAGUUUAUCCUUUUGAACAACAAACACAACGGGUCAAAAGGCAGCAUCAGUAGUAUACACAGAUAAAUUGCUUUGCCACUUGUGGGAGGAUUUAGAAACUGACUGCCUGCAGCGUAUAAUUGUUCCUGAUGUGGAGUUUGUACUUGAGCAUGCGUCUCCUUUCUUUUAGGCUGCUGCUAAACCCACUGAUGCUUCCAUUGUGUCCAUGAAGAGACCCUCUCUAAUCCACGACUCGUACAAUGCAAAUGGCUCAUCACUUCAACCAUCCCUGAGUGUCAACCAGUCUCCCCAAACUCCCACUUUACCAAAGCAAGAACCCAACCUACAGCAGCCAGUCCAAACAACCCUUGUAGAACUAGUAGGAGACACCUCAAAGUCUCUGCGUUCACAUCGCAACAGAGCCCUCAAACGUUUCAGCUCCAAGUGGCAGUCCAGAUGUUCCACUAGCAGCUGCAGCAACAUCCCCGCCUCUACAAAAGAUAAGCUGAAUGGAGCAAAGAGCCACAAGAAGCGCUGUAAGCUUCUGGGUGAUGACCCAUCAUUGCAGGUUGUUGCAAGCAAUCAGCGCCAACGUUAUGUCACCAAGGAUGGCAAGUGUCAGGUCAAUCUGGGGCCAAUUGCUGAGAAGAGUCGCUUCCUCUCAGAUAUUUUCACGACACUGGUGGAUCUGAAGUGUCGCUGGUUCCUCCUUGUCUUCACCAUGUGCUACAUUCUCACAUGGGUGGUCUUUGGUGGGAUCUACUUCUUCGGCGCCUGGCUGCGUGAUGACAUUGCACACGUUCACGACUUACAAUGGAAGGCCUGCUUCGAAAAUGUGGACAGUUUCCUCUCAGCUCUUCUGCUGUCCAUUGAAAGCCAGAGGACUAUUGGGUACGGCUCCAGGAUGGUGACGGCUAACUGCCCUGAAGGCACGGUGCUCCUCAUGAUCCAGUCCAUCCUUGGCUCCAUCAUCGAUGCCCUGAUGGUGGGCUGCAUGUUCGUUAAGAUAUCCCGGCCGCAGCAGAGAGCCCAGACCCUGAUCUUCAGCAAACACUGUGUCAUAUGUCAACGAGAUGAGAAGCUGUGCAUGUUAUUCCGCAUUGGUGAUCUGAGAGAGAGCCACAUGGUGGAUGCAAAGAUCAGAGCCAAGCUGAUCAAAUCUAGGCAGACGAAGGAAGGAGAGUUCAUCCCCCUGGAGCAGUCGGAGAUCAACCUGGGCUACGACACAGGUGGAGACAGGCUGCUCCUGGUGGAACCUCAAACCAUUACCCAUGUCAUCAAUAAGAGCAGCCCCUUCUGGGAGGUGGGGUGUGAGCGCCUGAAGAGGGAGACCUUCGAGAUCAUUGUCAUCCUGGAGGGCAUUGUGGAAGCAUCAGGUCAGUUAAAGUAUUUUUAAAACCUUUGCUUUCUUGUUAGUAAGGUCAAAUAUUUGUUUGAAUGGCUUUCACUUUCCUCAACCUUUUUAUGGUUUGUGUUGCAGGUAUGACAUGUCAGGCAAGGACGUCCUACACAGAAGAUGAGGUCCUCUGGGGUCACAGAUUUGAGUCAUGUAUUUCUUUGGAGAAAGGGGCGUUUCGUGUAGACUACAGUGCUUUUAACAAAACCUUUGAAGUCCAGAUGUCUCCACUCAGUGCAAAAGAUAGAAGCAAAGCAGCGACACAACAAGAAAUAGAUUUUUAGACACAGCUAUACUAACACCUCUCAAUAUUGUACACUGACAUGAAUUUAAAAGUUAAAGUGAGUACUAUAUUUCUGUAUUAUACUGUAU
Molecule: messenger RNA, 2325 nt
Organism: Xyrichtys novacula (pearly razorfish)
Lineage: Eukaryota; Metazoa; Chordata; Actinopteri; Labriformes; Labridae
Source: the annotation of a GenBank genome assembly